ACGAGGCGGUUAGACGCUGAGUUUCCGAUGAUUUUUACGAUUAUUUGCUUUUCUCUUUUAAAUUAAUUAUCCCUCCCUAGAUUUCCGGUGCAAUGGCGACGCAAAUUUCGAACUCCGAACCAGAUUCUUGGUCCAUGGAACCAAACUCUUCAGUCGGUUUUGAUGAGCACAGACUUGAGCAAGUUAUAGCUGAAGGCUCAUUAGACUUUGAUGAAUGGACUUUACUCCUAUCAGAGAUUGAGAAUACAUUUCAUGAUGACAUAGAGAAAAUAUGUUUGGUGUAUGACGCCUUCUUGGCCGAGUUUCCUCUGUGCUAUGGUUACUGGUUGAAGUAUGCUGAUCACAAGGCACGCUUGUGCACUGCUGACAAGGUUGUUGAAGUCUUUGAACGAGCCGUUCAAGCGGCUACCUAUUCUGUUGAUGUGUGGCUUCAGUAUUGUUGCUUCAGCGUUUCAGCAUUUGAAGAUCCUCAUAAUGUUCGUAGAUUAUUCAAAAGAGCCUUGUCGUUUGUUGGAAAGGAUUACCUAUGUCAUACCUUGUGGGAUAAAUACCUUGAAUUUGAGUUUUCUCAGCAGCGGUGGAGUUCUCUUGCUCACAUAUACAUCCAAACUUUGAGAUUUCCAAGUAAAAGGUUACAUAAUUAUUAUGAUAGCUUCAAAAAGUUGGCUGCUGCUUGGAAAGAGAAGUUUGAUUGUCGGAAUUCUGCCACCGAAUUACAGUCAGACCUGGUACUUGAAAGUGGUGUCCCAAAAUAUUUUAGGGAUGAUGAAAUCUCUGCUAUCAUCAAAGAACUGCUAGAGCCAUCAGUUGGCUUAGCUAGAUCUAAAGCAGUACAGAAAUAUGUACUUACUGGGGAACAUAUCUAUAAGGAAGCAUGUCAGUUGGAUGAAAAGAUACAUUGUUUUGAGACUCGCAUUCGGAGGCCCUAUUUCCAUGUGAAGCCACUUGAUGGAGAUCAGUUAGAAAAUUGGCAUGACUAUCUGAACUUUGCUGAGAAGCAAGGUGAUUUUGACUGGGUGGUUAAACUCUAUGAGAGGUGCUUAAUUCCUUGUGCCAAUUAUGCUGAGUUCUGGAUGCGUUAUGUGGAUUUCAUGGAAAGCAAAGGGGGAAGAGAGAUAGCAAACUUAGCAUUGGCACGAGCAACGCAAAUUUUUCUGAAGAGAAUGCCAAUGGUCCAUCUUUUCAGUGCCCAGUAUAAGGAGCAAAUAGGAGAUGUAUAUGCUGCCCGUGCUGCCUUUCUUGGAUGUGAUACUGAAGCAGAUUCAACUUUUGUUGAAAAUGUCACAAUUAAAGCUAACAUGGAAAAGCGUCUGGGAAAUUUUUUGGCAGCUUGCAAUGUAUUCAAAGAAGCAUUAGAAACUGCUGCUGAGAAGAAAAAGUUGCAUAUUCUUCCUAUACUGUAUGUUCGUUUUUCACGACUUCAAUACAUGACUACUGAUAGUGCAGAUGCAGCGAGAGACAUUUUAAUAGAUGGUGUCAAGCAUGUGCCUCACUGCAAAUUACUUCUGGAGGAGCUGAUAAAAUUUGUAAUGAUGCAUGGAGGGUCAAGACACCUGAAUGUUGUAGACUCUGUUAUAGCUAAUGCAGUAUAUUCAGGUCCAGAUGUACUUGAUGCUUUUAGUCAGAAGGAUGUGGAGGAUGUAUCAAGCUUAUAUUUACAGUUCGUCGACCUGUGUGGUACCAUCCAUGAUGUAAGGAAGGCAUGGAAUCGGCACAUCAAAUUGUUUCCACACUCUGUGAGGACUGCAUAUGAGCAUCCUGCUGCAGGUACAAAACCAUUGAAAUCAUUCAUGGAAAGAAGGCUAAAAAGUAUUGUUGCUUUGACUCCAAGGCCAUCUGGAUCUGACCACUCACUCCAGUCACCUUCUCAAGACAAGAAACUUUCUCCUUCAGAAAACUAUGAUAGCCAGUCUGACCAUGAUGCAACUGCACCGUUAUCAGAACAGAAAUCACCAUUGCUGGAAAAUCAUGAUAUUCAAUCUGAUGCUGGUGCUAGAAUUGACCAUCUUCAUUCAGGAGAAGCUGAAAACAGCGUACAGGAGAAAAUGCAGCAGUUAUCUCCUGAAGUUAGAGAGCAGCACAGAGAAGAUAUUUGUGAACCAAUUGUGGCAUCUCUUGAUUUAGUACAUGAAGUUGCUGCUGAAACUGAAACUAAAGCUUCUCUAGAAUUCUCUAAAGAUGCAUCUGACCAUGAAUCCAAAGAGGAUAUGAAGCCACUUUCAGUGGAGAGACUUUCCUUAUAUAACCAAGAAAAUCAAUCUCCAAGCUCAGUGUGUGCCACAUCUCAUGAGCGUGAAGCUCCUCAAGAGACCAGUUUGUCUCACGAAAGCAAUUUGAAGAGUGAAGCUCUACAAGAAAACAGUAUGUCAAAUGGAGAUAUGCUGCUGGGUGAUCAGAAUAAUAAUGGUAGUCAACUUCUAUCCAGCUCAAUGAGCACACAAGUGUCUGAUUCUUCCCAAAUUCAAACUGAAACCUUUAGUCCAUCUUCUGUGGCAUGCCAUCAAAAUUUUGUAAAAGAGGAACAUUUACAGCCACAAAAACCUAUGAAUAGUGAGCGAAACUGGCGUCAGAAGCAUAAUAAUGACAGAAUUCACAGAGAUUCCAGAUUUGGGUUUCGAGGACAUUCACAUAAAAAGCAGCAUCAACAGCGACGAGUUUCUCCACAACGGUACCCACGUGUUGAACCUCAUGCUCAAAUGCCUAUGAAUCGAGGUUAUCCCUCUCAACCUUUGCCUUCACAGAACCCACAAUUUGAGCAAGGGAGCCAAGCACAAAGUGACUACCCAGCAUCUGCUAAUCUUACAGCACCUCAAGCCUGGCCAAUACAAAACAUGCAGCAGCAGAAUUUUGCUUCUGCAUCUCAAGUACCUGCACAACCUGUUGCUUAUGCUGAAGCACAAAUGUCUCAGUUUCCUACGCAAAGUCAUGAGCAGCAAGGGCAUCUGCAGGGUAACCAAGGGUAUAAUCAAAUGUGGCAAUAUUAUUAUUAUCAACAGCAACAGCAGCAGCAGUUUCUUCUGCAACAGCAACAUUUGCAACAACUGCACCAACAACAGCCCCAUCAGCAGCAACAGUAUCAGGCACAGCAAUAUUUUCAGCAACAACAGCAGCUACCCCAUGUACAACAGCAGCUACAGAUUCAGCAACCACAUUUUCUACAACAGCAGCCCUAUCAGCAGCAGCAUCUACCAUACCUGCAACCGCAACAGCAAAUGCAGUAUCAGCAGGUGCAGCAACAGCAACAACAACAACCACAACCACAACCACAACCACAUCAGCAGCAACAACAACAACAAGAACAAAGACAACCUGAGCAUCAAAACACUGUGUUGCAAAUCAACACUAGGAGUCAGAACAGCUCUGAACAGGGCAUAGGAGUUGCACCACCGUAUAGUACAGGUGUGUCUGGGACUGUCACAUCUGCUGCAUCUCCAAAUCCUCAGCAUCAAUCUCCCCAAAGUCUUUAAGGUGCUUACCCUUUCUGCUGACAAAGAGAAAUGCACUUCAAAACUUAAGGUAAUGUCCUACCGAGAAUGUAGUUAAAAAGAUCUUGAGAUUGAAAUCUUCAUCUCAAAUCACAACUUUGUUGACUCUGAGAGCUGACAAAGAGGCACCAAUGUCAAAUGUAAUGGACUUCCAUUUUGUGGAUAUGUAUAGUAUAAAGGUCAGGCAAUAUCAUUUUGCAUAUCUCCUUGGCUAAAGUCUUGUC
Molecule: messenger RNA, 3709 nt
Organism: Pistacia vera
Lineage: Eukaryota; Viridiplantae; Streptophyta; Magnoliopsida; Sapindales; Anacardiaceae
Exons: 12
Coding region: 93-3467 (1124 amino acids)
Biological process (GO): mRNA 5'-splice site recognition; RNA processing
Cellular component (GO): U1 snRNP; U2-type prespliceosome; commitment complex
Molecular function (GO): protein binding
Source: RefSeq, a predicted model, not a curated record